AUGGCCGGCCGGUACAGGGUCCGCUCCGCCGCGCCGGCCGGCCGGCGCCGCUCUGGGCCGUCCGGCAGAGUGGUCAGUGAGCGGCGAACGAGGAGGUUUCAGCGACGCGCGCCACGCCGGCGAGACGGGCCAGCUCAACAGCGGACCAGCACCGUCUUUUGCUACAUCGUCUGUUCCGUCCGCCAUCCAUUGACGGCGCCGCGCCAUGUCGCUGGCCGUCUCGACGGCGGUGGUGCUGUUCGCCUGCCUGGUGGCCCACCUGCUGCGGCUGACGGUCCGCAGGUCCGUCCACAGCGCCGAGCUGCGACGACUCCUCGCCGAGGCCAUCACGGCCAGCGAGCUCUGCGCCUGCGCCUUCGAGCUGGGCAUCAUCGCUGGAAGUUACGGAGUAGGAACGUACGCCGUCUACCUGUUCCUGUUGUGCAUAUACCAGUCGUACGCGUGGGGCGAGGUGUACGCGUGCCCGUACCUUCACGUCGAGGACUGGUGGCUGGGACAGCAGGCGGCUGGCACGGCGGCGCUGCGCAUCCUGGCUGAGGUCAUCGGAGGCUGGGCCACCUGGAGGUACGUGCGCGCCCUCUGGUGGCUGGAGCUGGCCGCCGGCCACCGGGGCCGCUGGGCGGAGGCGUGCACUGCCGACCUGCAGGUGUCGCCGCUGCACGGCGCUCUGGUCGAGGGCGUGGCCGUGCUCCUCUGCCGGCUGGUGGCGCGCGCGCUGCACGAGCGCCAGCACCGCUUUGCCACCGCCAUUGACGCGUUCUGCGCCACAUCGCUGGUCGUCGCAGGCUUUAACUACUCGGGCGGCUACUACAACCCGAUGUUGGCGAGCGCGCUGAAGCUGGGCUGCCGCGGUCACACUGUGGCCGAGCACGUGGCCGUGUACUGGUGCGCGGCCACGGCCGGCGCGCUGCUCUCCACUCAGCUCUAUCCGCUGCUGCGGCCCACGCUCACCGGCCGCGCCGAGCACAAGCGGGACUGAGUCGGAACGCCAACACCUGGUGUCCGUUCGGAGGCUGUUUUACACUGGUUGACUUCUGAACGGAGGAGACAGGGUACACGAGGAGAAAGCCGUCAGAGCUUGAAGCUGGCAAGCUACACUGCCAUAAUCGUCCAGCUGAAACGGCCAACUUUCACUUUUGACGCCAGAAAUGUAUACAAAUACAAAUAUGUGAGCGUGCAUGCGUGUAGUGUAUGAAAACUGCAAAUAAAUGAACUCAUUGCCCUUGAA
Molecule: messenger RNA, 1228 nt
Organism: Amphibalanus amphitrite
Lineage: Eukaryota; Metazoa; Arthropoda; Thecostraca; Balanomorpha; Balanidae
Gene: AQP
Product: aquaporin-11-like
Exons: 5
Coding region: 206-979 (257 amino acids)
Cellular component (GO): cytoplasm
Molecular function (GO): channel activity
Source: RefSeq, a predicted model, not a curated record